ACAGGGCAGGGCCGUGCCGGGCUCUCAAGCUCAGAGCUUCUACUUCCUCCUCCGCCCAUUCCAGUGCUAGCCUCUGGCCUCACCAAUGGGCUGGCAAAAGAAAAAAUUCUUGAGUUUAAAGUCCAGCAGGUAAAGUUCCAGACCUAGGACUCCUGUGUUCCUUAUGAAGCAUCAAGACACAUGGCUAGAGCUGGUGGGAACCUCGGGGUCUGGGGGACUUUGGUGCUACUGGGUCUGUCCGGUUGCACCGUGGUCAGGGCGGCUGUUCCAAACCCAGUGAGAAACCUGAGGGUGGAAGCUCAGGACAGCAGCUCCAUCAGCCUGACCUGGGACGUCCCUGAGAACUCCUGCUCCUCCUCCUCCCGGGACCUCACCUACUGGGCCCAGUGCACUGCAGAUGGUGGCCAUAAUGAGACCUGGAACACAACAGACACCAGAGUCACUGUGGAUGGACUGUGUUCUGCCUCUUCAUAUGAGUGUUCUGUGUGGGUGGAAAGAGAUGGAGUCAUCAGCUCCAAGGUGACUCUCAGUCACUCCACAGGUGAGAGCGGACACUCUUGUCUUCUUUCUCCUUAACCAGAAGUGGUAAAAAGUGGUUGAGACGUGACAAGAGAAAUCUGCAGGCGUCAUGCCCCAGAGGGAAUAAAGUGGAAGCC
Messenger RNA from Peromyscus maniculatus bairdii (prairie deer mouse), 656 nucleotides. NCBI's taxonomy places the organism in Eukaryota, Metazoa, Chordata, Mammalia, Rodentia, Cricetidae. The record is from RefSeq and is a predicted model, not a curated record.